GUUGUGUCCUGUUCCUAAGGGACUAAAGGCCGGAGCUGGUUUGAUGUUUGUUACAGGGGAGCUGUUUCCUUCCAGUGCCUCUAAUCGUGUGGGGGUGUGAUGGGGCCGGGCCUUUAAGGGACUGGGAACUCGGCCAGGGGCGUGUCGUCGUGAGGUUUGAGGCUUGCGUGAGCAUUGGCUCAAACUCUUUUAAAUGGCUGGAGACUUGGGCUGCUUGUUGCUAAGUCCAGAGUAGAUUUGCAUACACGCCGGUGCUGAGGGUGUCUGCCCCCCACCCUUCUUUGUCGUUCAGAUCUGGGGGUCCAGGAGAAGAGCGGGGGGACCGAGAACGAGUUCACUAGGAAGAGCAGGUUUGCACGCUCUCUCGGAGCAAAGCGCUUGUUCUGUGGCGCCGAAGAACGUGGCUGCGGCUUUUCGACAUUGCGCAGCGAAGAGAAACAAGCAAAAGAACUAAGUCCCCUCUCUAGGCAGCUGGCUGUGAACGUGGAUACAAGGAUUGGAAGGAGCCAGCCAAGCAAGUGGCGCCCUGGGGGCGGCCAGGAAAAAGCAGCUUGGCUUCAGGCUGCUGCCAGAAAAACAUUGCCUUCUUCCUAGGACCGGUCGCGCCCUGGCACGCUGCUGAGCCGGGUCUGCCCGUCAGUCUCUGCGCAACCGGCUGUCACUGACGCGGGUUGAGCGUUCAAGCCUCUUUUGGAUUUGCUGGGCACUCCUGGACCAAAGGCUGCGGCCGAGGGGCCUGCCUGGCUGUAAGGUCACCGUGAAGGCUGAAAAUGGAUCCGUGGAGAAGCCGGCCAGGAGGGGAAAAUCAGCAACUCCCAAGUAGUAUGAAACCAGUUGUCUGUAGCUCUGACAGGGACCCGAAAGGGUCACGCCGGUCACCUUCUGGGGUGGACGUUUUCCUGCUUUAACUGUUGGGUGAGCUGGGUAUUAGUAUUGGGGACCAGUCGUGCUUUCCAGCCACACCUUUCAAAGUAGGUCAUUGUCCUCGUGUGACGGGGGAAACUGAGGCAGAGGGGAAACGAUUUGCUGGAGGUUAACUGGCAAACCUGGGACUUGAACCCUUGUAUGCUGAAGCUCUGUCUGCCUAGGUGAUGCUGCCUUCCUAGGGUCUGUGAGCUUACAAACACCUGGAGCUAGCAAGGCAUGCUGGGUAUUAUCAGGUGGGGCUCUCGUUCUCCCAGUGGGCUAAAGCACGUGUCCCUGGCUCUACUGCUUCUUGAAAACGGUCGCGUGGGAAAGACUCUGACAGGCGCUGACUUGGCAGACUGGAACACGCUUUCAGGUGCGUGAAACUCGUCCAAGUGCCAGUCCGGAAGCAGGGCUCAGAAUGAAGCGUUGAUUCUCGACAGGCAGGUGAAUUGCGAAAUGAAAGGGGACACCCGAACUCAGCGCAGAACCCCCACGGGGGGGAGUUUCCACGUGAAUACUCGACGGGGCAGGGCGCACUGGGCUACGUGCAAAAGUGCUCUAAGUAGUGUCGGCGUAGGAUGAAAAGCUGCCUGCUAAGCAUGGAGACCCGGCAGAACGGCCAGGGUUAACCUGCCAGCUCAAGGCAAAUUAACCCUGGCACCAAAGUCUUGGACCGCGCCCUCUGAUGAAAUGUGACUUUUCCCUCAGCGGAUGUCAGGGGAAAGGCAGCUUUGUUUUUCCUUUGCCCUGCUCUGGCGAGUUGCGACUCACUUAAGGUGCCGAUACAAUUCACUGUUUCACAACGUGCGUUGUCCUGGGUUCUUCCCUCUUCUGCAAGACCCCCGGACAGUCAGACUCAUCAGAGACAAUGCAGUGAGCCUCGCGGCUUCCCGAGCAAGGUUUGGGAGCCUGGGACGAACUCAAAGCCCGUGGACUUUGAGACACCCAAAGGAAACGGGUUGCUGCCAUGCGCAGCGACUUUACGCUGAGCCGGUUGAAUUGCGUGGGAGGGAUGAGGUCAGGGAUUUUUUAACCCAUGCUCUGUGGGUCCCUGCUUCUCUUCUUCAUCUCCCUCUGUUCAUGGUCACGCCAGUGUCCUGCCUCCGUUUUGCACCAUCGUCCCUGACCCACGGGGCCUGCCUGGGAAGGGGCGAGAGAUCGUAAAGCAGGGAGUCUCUUCCUGGCUUGGCUCCACUUAAGAAAAGAAAUCAGGACAUCCAGGCAAAAUAAAACCCUGCCAGGACGCUGUUUGCAGCUGGUCGCCUGCCUGCACAGCUGGUAGGGGGUAGCCGAGCAGUGCCCUGAUGACGUAAUGAGGCCCCGGCCUGACAGAGCCCGGCUGUUGUCCUUGUUCUGCCUGUUGAGUUUCUGGAGCUCAGACCUGCCUCUACCUGGGCAUGUUGGGGAAACUGAGUCUGAUGAAGCACAUGUGGAGGGUGACACCAUUCUUCUAUGGGUCUGGCCAGAAGCGGCCACUAAGUGUGACUCUUAGAGCUAACGUACCACUUGGGUGGAAGUUUCCCCUUGCCUGGCCUUCCCCAGUGGAUUACACACUAGUGACUGGGUCGUGUGACUGAUGACACCCAGCUGGUUGUGGAAUUCUUUGCCAGCGUUAGUUAUAAAGUAGCGCCGAGGAGAAUUCCUAAGGCAGCCCGUGUCCCAAGGAACAUACACUCUAAGCAGGAAAGAUGAAAGGUUCUAAUCCCGCUUUUACAGAUGGAGAAAUUGAGGCAUGAAGACACUAAGUGACUUGCUCAAGACCACAGAGGCAAUCGGUGGCAGAAUCAGGUGUUGAAUCCAGAUCUUCCGAAUCCCAACGUGAUUCCUUAAAUGGGAGACCAUCCUUCCCUAUGCACUGUGGAGUUAGCGUGACCUAGAGAGCGGUUGUUUAGAUUAUAGGACCCAGAGGUCUCGCUGUUUGGCAUAGUCAGACUUUGGGGUUUAGCUAGGACGCGCUCAGAAUGAAACCUGCAUCCCAAUUUCUUGCAAUCGGUUUAAAGAUCACCUCGGGUUAUUAGACACUUAAUUUAGGCUGUUUACUCCUUACGCCAAGCUUGGCCUGCAGUGACUGUCGCGGGGAGACUCUGGCGAACCCCGACACAGCACAAUGCUGCUUGCGUUUGGGGUCUCAGUUUGGCUGAAGCAGAUUUCUCGGAACUCAAGUGGAGUCGUGAAUUUGAAAUGGCUCUUUGCACCCUGUGCCCAGCAGGGCUGCAACUUACUCACCCAAGCCCCGUCAGGAAGUACCCGGGAGGUUAUAAAUGGAGGAUUGACGACUGCCAGCCGCCUCUGGGGAUCUGCCCCGCCAAGAGGUUCUCCCCCUCCAAACGGAAGCAGCACUAUAUCAACCAGGCCAUCCGCAACUCCGACCUCAUCCCGAAGGCCAAGGGGCGCAAGAGCCUGCAGAGACUGGAGAACACUCGCUACCUGAUGACCCUGCUGGAGCGGGACGAAUGUGGGAAUGACGAGGGGGAGCUCGCUCACCCGGCCGCCCCGAGCAUCUUCACGGAGGCCGGAGAUAGCUUGUGGGGUGGCCUCCCUUUGCAGAUCUGGAACGACUUCAUGAACCGGUCUGGGGAGGAGCAGGAGAGAGUCCUGCUCUUCCUAGAGGAGGAGGCCAAGAAGAAGCACAAGAGGAAGCUCCCUGUUAAAGCAGAGGACAAGCGGAAAGAGCAUCCCGCUUACACGCCGAAGGAAUGUUUCCAGCGCAUCAGCCGCCGGCUGCGCACCACCCUGCGGAGCAGCUGUCAGGUCGGGACCCUGGAGUGUCUGGAGGAGGAGUUACUGGCCUUUUUCUCUGUCACCCCUCAGUCCGUCUACACCGCCCUGAAGGACAAUAGGUCGGGGGAGGGGGCCGUGCCCUGCCCGGCCCUGGGGCCCUGCGGGCACCUCCCCAGCUGCCAGUGGCACAACAUGGACAUGACUCCAGCUUGC
Pelodiscus sinensis (Chinese soft-shelled turtle) is the source of this 3843-nucleotide messenger RNA. The record is from RefSeq and is a predicted model, not a curated record. Lineage: Eukaryota; Metazoa; Chordata; Testudines; Trionychidae.